Messenger RNA from Exaiptasia diaphana, 924 nucleotides. Its product is annotated as reticulon-4-interacting protein 1, mitochondrial. Lineage: Eukaryota; Metazoa; Cnidaria; Anthozoa; Actiniaria; Aiptasiidae. The transcript has 4 exons. Gene Ontology annotation, cellular component: mitochondrion. Gene Ontology annotation, molecular function: oxidoreductase activity. The annotation marks the transcript as partial. The record is from RefSeq and is a predicted model, not a curated record.
CUGACAACGAGAAGUGUUGAGCAAGGGGCUGUCUGCAAUUUCUAGUUAGAUAUACACCUUUUGUUGAAGACUUCAGAUCAAAGUAACCUCGCAAGAUUUUAUUUCGGCUUCUGCAAAUGAAGAAUAAUUGGUUGUAAGUACAAACAGAAUCAAAUUAACGCAUCUGAAGUCAGUGGUGUUCAACAUAGAAGCCCGGCGUCCAGUGAAGAUACCAAUUUGAAUAACGUUGUGCAAGUUGUAACUAUUAUGUCGUGCACGAUUAGUUCUUCUAGAAUGUUUAAUCGGCUUGUAAGAAGGGCAUGUAACACAAGUAUGCCGGCACUUCAACAUAUGCGCUGGCUAUCCAGUAACCCUGGUGUUAUGCAAUGCUGGUCCCUUGACCAAUAUGGCGGGAAUGAAGUCUUGCAACUGAACACUGUAGAAAUGCCUUCUGUUCAAAGUUCUGCUGAUAUUCUAGUGAAAGUACACGCUGCUUCAGUAAAUCCAUUUGAUAUACGAAUGAGGAACGGUUACGGAUCAAAACUAUUAAAUUUAUGGCGUAAAACUAAAGGAGCUAGCGAAUUCCCUCUUGUUUUGGGGAGAGAUUUUUCUGGCGUUGUGGUUAAAACUGGAAAGUUGGUACGCAGGUUUAGGCCUGGAGAUGAGGUUUGGGGUUCACCAACUGUACCCAAUGGAGGAACUCACACUCAGUAUUUGGUUGCUCGCCAAGAUGAGAUUUCUCAUAAGCCUGGUUGUUUAAGUCAUGUAGAAGCUGCUUCUCUACCCUAUGUUGCCUGUACUGUUUGGGUUGCUUUAGUAAGCAGAGCGGGACUAAAACCUGAUAAUUGCUUUGAAAAAAGGGUACUGGUUUAUGGUGGAUCUGGUGGUAUUGGAACAUUGGCAAUUCAGGUACAACAAAAUACUUACAGUAUUAGAGCAGACUUC